UCGUUUCCAUGGCAACAUGCCAGACUCACUUUCCUUCCGCCAGGAAGGUAUCGUAGACUCCACCGCUACACAGUCAGGACAUCCUUGGACUAAAGAGACAGGUGUCAAAGAUUCUACAGAUGCAGGCCAGCGUACAGCUGUUGUAGGAGCGCCCCCUACCCUACUGUUCACCCCUGCAGGCCAGAUGCUGGACCUCCGCUCCUACCGGCGUAGCUUCGACCAGCACCGGCGCAGAACCAGCCACGAAACCGCCGGAGCCUUCAACCCAUGGAGACUGGUCGACCAACUGGCAGAUGAACUGAUGGAGGAUGUCCUGGAUGCGGUCGUCAUGGAGAUGACUGAUGCCUGUGAAGAAUGUGUGGAGAAUGUUUAUAGGUCAGAGUUCACAUGACAGGUCACAGGUUGCAUCAUGGGUCAGAGGUCACAAGAUAGGUCAGAAUACUAUGAUAUGCUGUGUGUUUUAAUGAAAGUUACCUUUAUUUAAAGGAAUAACAUCUGUAAUGAAAUGUUUUGAUGUUAAGUUAUGAGCUUUUUACUUAUGAUAUACUGUGCCAAAGACAAAUGAAGUAGUAGAGUUCCACACCUGAACUGAAAUGUGUCAUAGGUUUUCCAGAAUGACACACUGUUAAAAUAGUGUGGAUUUGUUUAGAGAUGAAAAAGAAUUAUG
Messenger RNA from Branchiostoma floridae (Florida lancelet), 667 nucleotides. Its product is annotated as protein moonraker-like. Bases 17 to 391 code for a protein of 124 amino acids. Lineage: Eukaryota; Metazoa; Chordata; Leptocardii; Amphioxiformes; Branchiostomatidae. Gene Ontology annotation, biological process: centriole replication; protein localization to centrosome. The record is from RefSeq and is a predicted model, not a curated record. Gene Ontology annotation, cellular component: centriolar satellite. The transcript has 2 exons.